UGAAAGGAAUAUAUAUCUACAUUUGACUUUGACUUUCGAUUUCACAUUCUAACCUAUAACCCACUAGUCCACUCUGAAUCUGAAAGUCUAAAAUCUCACUUCACGUUUUGCGACAGCAGUAAUCAAAUAAAUAAACCUAAUAGAGAAACCCAGUGAACUAAAAUUGUGAAAAUUAUCACCUAUAGUUAACGUUCAUUGUAAUACUCUCAAAGAAAAUGACACCACCAAAGCCAAAAUCAGCCGAAAAGCAUCCUGCCGAAAAAAGUGACAAAAAGAAACAAAAUCCUGCUGCGAGUUCUUCUGCUGCCUCUAAAACUACAGGCAAACCAGCUACCAAACCCAAAAAUACAGUAGCCAAAGUUUCUUCAGCUAAAAUCCCAGCGCCUGCUCCAAAAACAGGCAAAGCACCUCUAAAGAGUGCUGCUAAGAAAAUAGCAACCAAAGGCAAGAUCCCACCAAAACCUUUAUUAGCAAAGCCUAGAAAGCAGAUCCCAGCUAAACAACAGGCCAAAGCAAAAGCUAAGACUGUUCCAGCUGUUGUUGCUAAAGCAAUGAUUGCCAAAAAGAAGGUCAUCAAAGGCCCAAACGGAACACACAAACGAGUUAUAAGAACAUCUGUACACUUCCACAGGCCUGCGACUCUAAGACCACCAAGGAAUCCUAAAUAUCCUAGGAAAAGUUUACCUACCAGAUCUCGCAUGGAUGCAUACAAUAUCAUCAAAUAUCCAUUGACCACCGAAGCGGCUAUGAAAAAGAUUGAAGACAAUAACACCCUUGUCUUUUUGGUACAUGCCCACUCCAAUAAACAUCAUAUUCAAGCUGCAGUGAAAAAAUUGUAUGACAUCGAUGUGGCUAAAGUAAAUACGUUGAUCAGGCCUGAUGGAAAGAAGAAGGCUUAUGUUAAGCUCGCCAGGGAGUGUGAUGCUCUAGAUGUUGCCAACAAAAUUGGAAUUAUAUAAUUUAUUUAAGUUUAAUUUUGUAAUCUGAUGUAAAUACAUGUAAUAUAUUAAAUAAACUUUUAAAUGAAUUUGAAUUAUUAUUAAACUUUUUGGGGCUGUAGUUUUCUUGA
Molecule: messenger RNA, 1069 nt
Organism: Ceutorhynchus assimilis (cabbage seed weevil)
Lineage: Eukaryota; Metazoa; Arthropoda; Insecta; Coleoptera; Curculionidae
Source: the annotation of a GenBank genome assembly